GGUGCGCGCGGUGCCGCGGGUGCCCUCGCGCCCCUCCGGUGCCGCCGCGCGCGCGAUGAACUGGCUGUUCCCGCUGUCCAAGGGCGGUGCCGCCCCCGCCUCCGCCGCGCCGCCCGCGCGCACCGGCCUCCAGCAGCAGCGGCAGCGCCAGGUCGAGUCCCUGCGCGCCGCGCACGCCUCCAUUGCAGAAAUCCAGAAAGAUGUGGAAUAUCGACUGCCAUUCACUGUAAACAACUUGACAAUUAAUAUUAACAUUUUGCUUCCACCUCAAUUUCCUCAGGAAAAACCAGUCAUCAGUGUUUUCCCACCUGUGAGACACCAUUUAAUGGACAAGCAGGGAGUAUAUGUGACUGGUCCAUUAAUAAGUAAUUUUACAAUGCAUUCAGAUCUUGGAAAAAUUAUUCAAAGUUUACUGGAUGAGUUUUGGAAGAAUCCUCCAGUUCUGGCUCCCAGUUCAACAUCGUUUCCAUACCUUUUCAACAAACCAGCUGGAAUGCCUCCUUUUGCUCCUCAGGGGUUUCCAUUUCUCCCUCCAUAUCCACCUCAAGAAACAAACAGAACAAUGGCAGCCAUGCCUGUUUCUGAAUCAGUUUCUUCAAGCUACACCACAGACAAGCCUGCUGCUCCCUCUUAUGGCUUGAUUGCUGAUCUGCCACUGCCUGUUCCAACAGCAGAAGCAGUGCUUCAGGUUGGCCAGAAUGGAUUUACAUACAAGAUGCCUGAUGUUCCUGAUACUUUUCCAGAACUCUCAGAACUAAGUAUAUCACAGCUGACCAGUAUGAAUGAGCAAGAGGAGGUGUUACUGGAACAGUUUGUGACUCUUCCACAGCUGAAGCAAAUAAUUUCUGAUAGAGACGAAUUAGUGAAAAGCAUUGAAGAGCUGGCAAAAAAAAACUUGUUGCUGGAGCCUAGUCUCGAGGCAAAAAGACAGACAGUGUUGGAUAAAUAUGAGCAACUCACGCAAAUGAAAGCAGCCUUUGAAAAAAAGAUGCAAAGACAGCAUGAACUUAGUGAGAGUUGCAGUCCAAGUGCUCUGCAAGCCAGACUUAAAGUAGCUGCUCAUGAAGCUGAAGAGGAGUCUGACAUUAUUGCAGAAGACUUCUUGGAAGGCAAAACAGAGAUAGAUGACUUUCUUAGUAGUUUCAUGGAAAAGAGAACGCUCUGCCACUGCAGACGAGCCAAAGAGGAAAAACUUCAACAGGCAAUAGCAAUGCACAGCCAAUUUCAUGCUCCRCUAUAGACUUCCUGCAAACUACACCUGCCAAGAGAACGAAUGAAAAACCCAAUAAAGCACACUUUUUAAUAACUAUUAUUUGCAAAUAAGCAUUUCAUCUUAUCUGGUUGUAUUUAUAGAAGAGAUUGUAUACAGAGCUGGGAUGGUUUUUGUACAAAUUAGAAUGUCUCUUUAUAUUCUCGUUGUAUUCAAGAAUCCUUCUAUUGCAAUCUUUGCAUUAAUUUCUUGUAUUUAUUGUUGAUAGUUAUAAUAUUUAAGUUCCCUGCUGCUAUACUCCAUUAUUCAGAGAUUAAAUACCUAAACAUGUAAUUUUGACUAGCUUUUUACAUUUUUAUAAAAACAUAAUUCAUAUCUUUUGUAUUUUGAACUUUAACCAUAGAUUUGGCUUAAUCUGUGGAAGACUUUAAGUGUUGAUAGGACUUAAGAAACUAAAAAAGUUCUUAAUGGAGAUUGUCAGUGGAUUCACAAGCUGUCUUGAAGCCAAAAUUAAUUAAAGAAGUUUUUUUACUUCUAAGUAAUAAUAGAAGACUAAGUCUAGCUUGUAUUGUGUUUUGGAUAAGUAGACUGGGGAUUAAGCAAAGGAUGUAUUGAACAAACUACACUGGAAUCAGAAUAAAUGRUCUCUGCGUAGAUUUGGUAUGUUGCUUAGUAGCACUAAUGCACUGAUUUCAAGAGUGGCUUGGUACCUACCACUGUAAUUAAACACAAUUUUCAUCUAACAAU
Molecule: messenger RNA, 1957 nt
Organism: Malurus melanocephalus (red-backed fairy wren)
Lineage: Eukaryota; Metazoa; Chordata; Aves; Passeriformes; Maluridae
Gene: VPS37A
Product: VPS37A subunit of ESCRT-I
Exons: 12
Coding region: 56-1240 (394 amino acids)
Biological process (GO): protein targeting to vacuole; protein targeting to membrane; ubiquitin-dependent protein catabolic process via the multivesicular body sorting pathway
Cellular component (GO): ESCRT I complex
Source: RefSeq, a predicted model, not a curated record